Ruditapes philippinarum (Manila clam) is the source of this 1489-nucleotide messenger RNA. Its product is annotated as tyrosine-protein kinase SRK3-like. Gene Ontology annotation, cellular component: extrinsic component of cytoplasmic side of plasma membrane. Gene Ontology annotation, molecular function: signaling receptor binding; ATP binding; metal ion binding. The record is from RefSeq and is a predicted model, not a curated record. Gene Ontology annotation, biological process: cell surface receptor protein tyrosine kinase signaling pathway; cell differentiation; protein phosphorylation. Lineage: Eukaryota; Metazoa; Mollusca; Bivalvia; Venerida; Veneridae.
UAGCUUGUGCUGGGAAAUAGUCAAAUCAAUAUGCAUGCCAGUAUAUACAGGAAUAGUUGCAAUAGUGAAUAUAUUUCAUUCGGAGCUAUUUUGACGUUACGCUUGAUUAAUAUGAUCUUCUAAGAAGACAUGAUCACCAAUUCGCCGAGAAAAAGAAGCACUUUAUAUACAAGCGCUAGUGGAUGUAAAUUGACGUUAUUUGGACUGUAGAUUGUGCAAUGACAAUAUCAGGACAAACACUGAAGAUCAAUAGCAAAUAAUUCAUAUAUAUUUAUCUUGACAGCCAUACAAAGGGAUACUGCAGUGGAACUAUUCAAAGAGAAACAUUGUAACAUCGUCCUUGUGCUUUAAAUUACUUAUCUUGAACUAGAUCGACAAUACAACAGAUCAGCUUGAAAGUUUUUAUCUAAAAAUUUACACUAGUGUUUAAAAUAUAUAUAAAUGGAGUGGAAAUAAUGUUUAAUAUUCAAUGGAAAGAUUUAAAUGUGGAUAUACAAUGAUAGGUGGGAAUAAGUCAAGAACGUGUAGAGUAUCACCAAUUCCUGAUAAAAUAAGUUUAGACGAUAAAGGCGUUAGCAUGAAGUAUUUUGCAGCAUUUACAUCUAUUCCUGGCAAUAUGAAUAACUUCCGGAGGGAAGAGAGAAAUUCGUGCCCGAUUUACACAGAAUGGCUAAAUAUGGCAAGGUCCCAUAACGGUAGGUCCAGUCUAAAGGAAAAGUUACAAGAAGAGUUCUUGUCGUGUAAGAUAUGCCUAGAACCCUACCAGCGUCCGAAAGCUCUACCGUGUCUUCACAGCUUCUGUAAACACUGUCUACAGGACUAUGUAAGACGUCACACUGGGCAUCGACCCGGUUUCUUCCCGUGUCCAAUGUGUCGCAAGGAUAUUCGCAUCCCUGACGGAGGGAUAGAUCAGUUUCAGGACAAUUUCUUACUGUUGAGUUUGUCGGAUACUUUAGAAGAGGACGAUGAUGUCCAGGUAUGGCAGGAUCCAUACCAGCAACAUCUUUCCCCACCUAGAAGCCUAGCCCCACCUACACCUUUAGAGGAGAAGUUGAAACAAUACGACUGGUAUUUUGGUAAAGUGAGCAGGAACGCAUCAGAAGAAUGGUUGUUGUCUACUGGUUAUCCAAAAGGUUCAUUCCUGGUUAGACAAGGCGAGGCAUCACCAGAUACUCUCACAUUGUCAGUGCGUGACUUGGACGAAUUACAGGGCUACAUAGUGAAACAUUAUAAAAUAUAUACUCACAGAACUGGCAAUCCUGUCAUAGAGUACUAUUUUAUAACGCUAAAACGAAAAUUCAGAUGUUUGAACGAACUCGUUAAACAUUAUUCAGAAUCGGCCGAUGGGUUGUGCUGUAAAUUGAGUCAGGUUUGUGGGAAGCCUCGUUCAUUGUCGUGGGCAUCAGAACGAGGGAAAGAUGAUGAUUAUACGUCAUCAAAGGAAACUGUUCAACUAACCAAGCGAAUAGGCAGCGGACAGUUUGCUGAU